Molecule: messenger RNA, 6036 nt
Organism: Xyrichtys novacula (pearly razorfish)
Lineage: Eukaryota; Metazoa; Chordata; Actinopteri; Labriformes; Labridae
Source: the annotation of a GenBank genome assembly
UGAGGGCUGAGUGCAAGAGGAAGUGAGGGAACAGAGGAGGAAAACAAAUGUGAUAAAUGACCAUAUGUGGCAGCAGAGAGACUCAAUUCAGUCAACAGGUUGCUAUGGUAGCUGCGAACAGGAGCAUUAUUUACAAAAUACACAUCAUGCUGAAUGAAAAACUUGAAACUAGAGGGUAAGAGGUCCAAAAAGUGAUAAAGAAACGAUUAACUUUGAUAGAUAAAUACUUUUUUGUCAUCCAUUUUAGCACAAUCAGACUUCUUUGUGCAACCAGUGAAGUCAAAUGUCUAAAAUCUUUACCGUCUUGUGUUUUUAACCCUGUAGCGUCUCAUUGACGGUCCAGAACGACACACCUCACCAGUCCGACCAAUGCAGAUUAGCCCCUCAUUGUAAUCCGCCAUGUCAUUUUAAUCCUGCUCUGAGUGAUGUUUUCUCUGGAGCUCCUCCCCUCCUGGUCCUCUCUCCUCCUGUUGUCUCUCCUGCCAGUCUGUCCACUCCCCUCAUCACGUCUGCUUGAGGUAAGUCUGCUCAGCUCUUUACUUUGGAUACACUGAAGCUAGAUAAAGGAGAUUAAGAUCGCUGAUGAGCACUGCAAUAUUUGUGUUUUUUAUUGUUAUAUAGUGUAGAACUUAAUCUGCUGUAAUCAAUAAAACAGAAAACUUUGGCAAAUUGGAUGCUGCCUUUUACUAGAUGUUGAAAGUUGGCAAAUAACCAGUGAUUCUGUAGAGUUUUAACUCCAGUAACUCCUUUAUUUUACCCUUCAAAGGAGGAAAAUGCACUUGAAGUGUUAGAACAUACUGUCAGUUGUUAAUAGAGAGGCGUAGUUUUUGAUUUUAAAAAGGUUAACAGUUAUUAUUUUGGGAAAACCUAAAUGAGAUAUGCAAAAACACAAUCCCAGAUUUACUAAAGGUAUUUCAAAAUGCUCAAAAUUUCCUCUAAACAUCAACUUUACUUUGUUUUCACAACAGAAAGCAUAACAGUUUCGCAAUUUUCUACUUUAAGUGUCUUCAUUUUCUUCAAACUUGCCCAAAACUGAAACAUUUCACGCUAAAUUGGUGCCACAUUUUUGCACUUUCUAUUUGAUCAUAUUCUGCUUCUUAAAAACAUCAAAUAAUUCAAAUUUAAAGGGUUAAAAAGUCCUGAAAGAGUCUUUAAACAGCAGUUGAUAUGAUUGAUAUCCAGGCUUUAUGAUUGAUCUGCAGGUGUUUUUUAUAGAAGCACAUGAGGGACAAACUCUGGUUUAGCUUCACAGGAGAGCAGUGAUAUGUCACCAUAUUGUGUCAAGCUGUAGGAGUAUCAUCAAUCCAAAUAAAUGUAGAUCACCAAGCUCCCUGUUAUCUUUAUGUAGAUUUAGUAAUCCAAUAACUGGAUGAAUGCAUUUCUGAUCCCAUGACCUCCCUUUAACAAACUGAAUACCUGGAUGACUCUGAAAGAAAGAGGGUCACACUCUACUCUCUCUAUACAGUGGUGUAAAAAAUGAGUUCAUACUCUGUUUGUGCCAAUUCUUCUUUGUUCACAGUGUUAGUGGAGCUGCUGUGAGACGCUGCAACCAUGGCUGCUGUAAGUUUAAUCACUUUGCAACAAUCCAACACUUGAGUGUCUCUGUAAGAGCCAGACAUGCAGUCAGUGUCUGGCCUCUCUUCAUACACAAGGGUCCAGGUUAAAAGCAUAAACAACCGUGGGAGUUUAUUUGGCAGCUCAUGUUUUGUCCUUUUUGUGCUGGUGGAUUGAAACCUCUAAGCUGUUUUUAAGAGUUGGCUUUAGAAGUCCGUUCUAUAAUCAUGUGAAGCAGAUUAAGCAGCCGUCCACUGGUGUGCAUCUUUGGGGUGUGCACCAGCUCAGAUGGGUCCUGUGUUUUCCUGUAAAGUUAAUGGAAUGAGCUGCCACUGAAGUAUUCAAGCAUUAAAGCGAGUUAAAAAGAGGAGCUCCUGUUUUGUUCCCUGAAGUACUGAAGAUUGAGUUUUAAGACUUUGACUUCACAAAACCAAAGUAAAAGUGAAUUAAACUCUGCACAUUUUUGGGAAACCUUCACUAAAGUCUGUGUUUUUGCAGACUGGAUCUUUCCGUAUGGUGUCAGAGGAGGAGCAGGCCAUGAGGGCAAAGCUGGAGCAUUUGACAGUGAAGGAUCACGGGCCUGUUUUUGGGCCUUGCCACAAACUGCCUGGACACACUGUGCAGAAGGUAAACCAGUCAAUAAACUAAACAAAGUCAUACUGGUCACUGUAUUCUCAGAACAUUACAUGUUUAUUUUUUCUUCCCCCAGGCAAAGGAUGAGCUGAAUGAGACAGACGAGAGGCGGACGUCGUCCCUGAAGGAGCUGCGGGCCAUGGUGAAGGACCGAGCAGCAGAGGGAGACGAGAUGGCCAAACUGGUGCUGGAGCGCUUAGGGGACAAACCGGACUCUCUGCUGCUGCGCUUCCUUAGAGCUCGCAAGUUUGACGUUGGCAGAUCCCAUGAGCUCAUGAAGGGUAAGACGACACACUCUAUGAAAUAUUAGUACAUUUUCAUUAAAGGUACUCUCUUGCUCCAGUUUUGGCCUUCCAUACAUUGAUUUAAUGUCUGCAGCCAUUUUCAAAAAGCUCGGGUAAUUGAGGGUGAGUCCCCUUUUGUGCUCUGGUUUGCAUGAAUCCUGCUCAUCAGAGACAGCGAGCCAUGUGUUCAUUAAUUGGGGGCUUUUAGAUGCUGCCUGAGUUUCUGCUUAACAAAGCCCUCCUUUGUGUCCAAAUGGGACGGGCAGAGUUUGCUUUACUUUGUGAACCCUCAGUGUUCUCCUGGGAACUUGUGGGCGCAUGUGCUGAGUGUGCUGGUUUGGAGGAGGAGAUGACAUUAAAAAGUGGAGUGCUUUGAUACUCUAGUAGGAGGAAAGAUUAGUGAGAUAAUGAUAUGCUGUGCUAAUGCAAACUCUUUUAUCAAAGCUACCUCAUGACAGUUAUUCUGAAUGUAACCUUAAACACGCCAAACAAAAUCUGAUUUAAAAAACAAGAUUUUAAUCUUCUAAGUGCCAGAUUUAUCCCUCUGAUCUUAAAUCAAACAUAAUAUAAUACCUGAUCCUCCUGUCACUGUGAGCAUAUCUGGACCUCACUCAGACAGAAACGUACACACAUUGAUGACUAUAGAGGCCAAACUUGUUGGUGUGAGAGGGACAUCUGAUGUGAACAUGAACUUGUUUUGUGGGGUUAAUUGCUGCUUGCAAGUAAAACAUGCACGUGCAAGAGGACCCACACAUCCACACACACUCAGACACGCACAUGCCCUCACUGGAACUCUGGGUUAAUUGGAGCCUGAGUAUGAAGGCUUCGAUCUGCUCUGUAGAUGUACAGAGACACUGGUGUCAUUGUGUUUGUCACUGAAGACUGAAACUGUGCACAAAGGCUUUGUGGACAAUUAGUGCUCAGAAUGCAGCUGAUCUUUGUGUGUGUGUGUGUGUGUGUGUGUGUUUGUGUGUGUGUGCAUGUUUGUGUGUGUAGGCUAUGUGCACUUCAGGAAGGAGUAUCCUGAGCUGUUUGAGAACAUGACCCCUGAGGCGGUCCGCAGCACCAUCGAGGCAGGUUACCCCGUGGUUCUGCCCAGCAGAGACAGGUUCGGCCGUGUCGUCCUGCUCUUCAACAUCGAGAACUGGGACCUGGAGGAGAUCACGUUUGAUGAGGUGGCUGUGAAGCACCCCUUGAGAAGAAAUGUUCUAAUACGGCUGUAUUUGUUAGAAAUAACUCAUGGUGUGUGUGUGUUACAGAUUUUAAGAGCGUAUUGUGUGAUCCUGGAGAAGCUGUUGGAGAAUGAAGAAACCCAGAUUAACGGCUUUGUCUUGAUCGAGAAUUUCAAAGGCUUCACCAUGCAGCACGCCUCAGGGAUCAAACCAGCCGAGCUGAAGAAGAUGGUGGACAUGCUGCAGGUUAUAACAGACACGGUUUUAAUAGCAGAGUAUUUCUUAAUGUGCCUCCUGUCAGUGCUUUUUUGAUCAAGUUUUGGUGUUCCCUGUCUUGUUUUUGCAGGACUCCUUCCCUGCACGUUUUAAGGCAGUUCACAUCAUUCACCAGCCGUGGUACUUCACCACCACAUAUAAUGUGGUCAAACCCUUCAUGAAGAGCAAGCUGCUGGAGAGGGUAUGAGCGGACUAUUUAUUGGCUUUUCAACUCAGGCUUUAUUUUAAUGCGGUAACAUUAAUAUUUGAAACCAGUAGUCUAAAAAUGACACAGAUUAGUUCAUGAAGUUUGUUUUGUUGCUUCCAGUUCAACAUUUUUGCAUCUUGCUUUGAUUCUGACCAACAGCAGCCUCUGACAUUGAGAAAUGAAACCAAUGCAGAAAAUCAAAAGACUUUGGUUCCUUGAGUGUCCAAUAGAGGAUGGCUCAAAAGCUGAAAUAUCCCAUUUUUAAGGCAAAGGUAAACAUGUUUUCAGCCCGAUACAAAAACUGCUGAAGUCUGAGGAGCUCAUGUCUUUAUUCCUCCAAACUGAUUCAUGACCAUCCAUUAGUUUGCAAAGCUGAGGAUUUGGCUGAUCCAGAUGUGUUAUAGCUGAGUGUUUGGAGUUGCACCUUUCUCCUCCACUUUCUUCUCUUAUCCGAGGUGGUCUGAAAGUUAGGCUUCAGAGUGCAGCUUGAGGAAAGUAUGAGAACCAUCAGACUGUGUCCAUAUUUUGAUAUUUUGACAGUUUUAUAGGUUAUCAAAGGAUUUCCAUUUCAGGAAAACUGAAGAAACUGCCCUGUCUUUUACAAUUUGUGUGUAAAAUAUUCAAAAUGAAUAAUACAUUUGACCGUCAACAGACAUCAGGAUGAGACCUUGAGACUCCUUCAUCCACUAGAGGGGUCUAAAGUUAUACUAACAUAAAUUUCCUCACAGGAGCUUUAAAAGUCUUCUGAACAGAUGAAUUUAUCAGAGCAGGUCAUUUCUAGCAGGCUUUAAGUUUGUCUAUUUCUGCUGUGAAGUUGAGCACAAGUUUCACCAAAUAAAGCGUGAGACAGCCUCUAGUGGACACUCAAGAAACUGCAGUUUUUGGCAUUUCUGUGCUGGCAUCUCUUGUGGGCCCAAAAGGCCACUACACGAGUUAUACGCUGCAACAUCAAACUUGUAUCUUGACUUUAUGUGAUUUUAAUGUCCAAAUACCUCUAUUCAAAGACCAUUUUAAAACACAUAAGAUUCUAGCACAAGACAGCUCUGAGACUUGACAAAAAAAUGUGAUUUUUGUUGUUGUUUUUCACUCCAUUGUGCAUCACCAUCCCUAACUGUUCAUACCUGUCCUCAGGUCUUAGUUCAUGGAGAUGAGCUGGACAACUACGUAAAAGAAUUUGAUGCAGAUAUUCUGCCUUCAGACUUCGAUGGAAAAGCACCUGUUGCUGACUACCAAUCCAUUGCCAAUAAGCUCUUUGGCUCUGAAGACACUGCUCUCUGAGAGACAGUCCUCCUAUUUCAAAGCCAAGAGUAAUAGUGUCCUUCACCCUAGAUGCCUCUCACUGAUCAGAACAGAUGUGUGGUCUCUUCUGAAGCUAGUUGGCAUUUAUUGUUUUAUUAUUCAGGCAGUUCCUGUGAGCAGUUAAGAAGUAUCUAGAGUUAGGAGCUGGAGUUGGUUUGCAAAUGAGUAAUAUAUGUUACAGAAAGGGGAAAGCCCAGAGGAUGUUUUGAUAGAACAGAGAGACUAAGCCACAGUUAAUGAUUUUAUAUUUUACAGUGAUGACAUUUCUUAUUUCUUUGGGAGCAGAGGGACGAUGAGCGAGUCAACGAUGUAGCUCACACUGAAUGAAACAGACUAGCUGGAGUUUUUUCGCCUUAAAAUGAAUUUCACACUAUACAGACCAGCUGUGUGCCUACAUUUCAUGUCAGAUGAACGAAAGAAGAAGAGUGUCGCAGUUUCAGGUCGAAUAUUAGAAGCUAUGAAGAGAGAAAACUAAUUAUGGAUAUGUCUGCAUUUGAUAUUUGUAAUAGGAGCAGGAGCCUCCUGAUGCAGUGCCACAGAAACACAACUUAUGUCUGAGUCCCACAAAGAGCCACACUGCAGCUUGGAUUUGAAAAUGCUUAAUUAAAUAGACUUUUUGUGUGUGUCUGUU